ACCGCUCCUACUCCCAAAAAUCCGUGGUUUUCUUCUCCUCCGUGCUCUCCACCCGCGCCUCGAACCAGAAAUUUUGCAAACAACGUCUCCAUUCCCACUCUAUCCUUCCUCUUCCCAGAACACCCCCAUCAUGGCAUCCAUCUUGUCUCUAUUCCCUCUGCUAAUCCUCCAUAUUCUGCUUCUAGUUCCGACCAGAACUUAUUCCCAGCGCGGCCCCCUCAUUUACUACUGCGUCGGCGACACCAACUACACCGUCCCCAGCACCUUCUCCUCCAACCUCGACCUCCUCCUCUCCUACCUCAUCUCCUCCCCCCUCGACUUCGGCUACUUUUCCAACACCACCGCCGGCGCCGCCUCCUCAGACCCCGCCUACGGCCUUGCCCAGUGCCGACCCGACGUCUCCGCCUCCGACUGUUCCGCCUGCCUCAACCGCUCCGCCUCCAUCACCGUCACCUCCUGCCCCCAUAAGACCGCCGCCAUACGCUUGGAUCUCUGCGUCCUCCGUUACUCCGACCAUCGCUUCUUCGGCCAGCUCGAAGACGAAGCGAGCAGUAAAGUUGUCAAUCCCAAUAACGCGUCGGAUCCAGCGGUGUUCUAUCGGCAGAUGAGGGAUCUGAUGGUCGAGCUCGCGUCGCAGGCGGCAGCGAUGGAGUCGAAGUUCGCGGUGGGGAUCACGAAUUCCUCCGAUUAUGGGCAUAUAUACGGGAUGGCACAUUGUACCCGUGAUCUAUCGGAGGCGGAUUGCUCCACUUGUCUCGAUAAGGCGGUCGGUUUUCUGCCUGCCUGUUGCUAUGGGCGUAUGGGGGGACAGUCCUUGAAAGUGAGUUGUGCCGUGAGGUUUGAGAUCUAUCCCUUUUUCUCCCAGUCGUUGCUCCCUCCGCCGCCGCCGGGAUCGAGUUCUCCGCCGGCCCGUGGCAAUGUUACUGACACAACCGGGAGAAGUAAUAACGUUACAAAAGUAGCUCUAAUUGUUGCCAUCCCUGUCGUUGCUGCACUGGUGGUCCUCUUUGCCAUCUGUAUGUGCUUCCGAAGAAGAAAAGCGUUGAGAAGAGUACUCCUUGGUGGAGAUGAGCAAGAGUUCACAAGUUCAGAAUUAUUAUUAUUUGAUUUGGGUACCCUUAGAUCUGCCACAAAUAAUUUCUCAGAUGCAAAUAAGCUUGGAGAAGGUGGGUUUGGGCCAGUUUACAAGGGGACUCUACAGGAUGGACAAGAAAUAGCGGUGAAGAGGCUCUCAGGAACUUCACGGCAAGGACUAGUAGAGUUGAGAAAUGAGGUUGGUUUGGUUGCCAAGCUUCAACAUAGAAACCUUGUUAAGUUGUUGGGUUGUUGCCUUGAGGAAGAAGAGAGGUUACUUGUCUAUGAGUACCUUCCAAAUACUAGCCUUGACAAAUUUUUAUUCGACCCUAUUGGACGAGAACAACUAGACUGGGGAAGGCGGUACAAAAUUAUUGAAGGGAUUGGCCGCGGGCUUCUCUAUCUUCAUGAAGAUUCUCGAUUAAGGAUCAUUCAUCGGGAUCUAAAAGCAGGCAAUAUCUUGCUGGAUGGGGACAUGAACCCUAAAAUUUCAGACUUCGGUCUUGCAAAGCUUUUUGGCCUAGAUGAGACUCAAGGACGCACUAGUCGAAUUGCUGGGACAUAUGGCUAUAUGGCACCAGAAUAUAGCUUCCGUGGCCUCUUCUCCACCAAAUCAGAUGUUUUUAGUUAUGGCGUACUAGUUUUGGAGAUUGUGACCGGCCAGAGGAACAGUGGAUUCCAAGGAUCUGGGAGUGCUCUAGACCUUCUUAGUUAUGCAUGGCAAUACUGGAAUGAAGGAAUGGCAUCACAGGUGAUCGAUCGGAGUCUAGAUGAUCAUUAUCAACUACGAGAAGUACUAAGGUGCAUUCACAUUGCGUUACUCUGCGUCCAGAAAGAGCCGGCAGAGAGACCCAGCAUGGCAACAGUCAUUCUCAUGCUCAGUAGUUACUCUGUCCCUCUUCCAGCUCCAUCAGCUCCUGCCUUCUUUGUAAGAAGUGGUACAAGUGGUGAGACAGAGGCGUUCGACAGGGAUGUGAAUGAUGUUACAAUCACUGAGAUGGAACCACGAUAGAGGUGUGAGAUUAGUUGAUAAAACUGCAUAUUAGAACAUUAGUUGUUAAUAAUCUUUGUGAACAAUACGGAUACCAGUUUCUCUAUCCACUAUGUCGUAUGAUAAAUAUGGUAUGUUCUGAAUAUGAUCUAGAGGAUGGCAUGAUAUUGCAAGUCUGUGGGAACUUUAUAGAGAUGGCAGCUUGGAACUUAAUUUGUUAUCCACUGUAAUGUAAUAAAUGGGGGACCAUCCUUCUCCAUUGAGAGUAAUGUCUUACAAUCAUUGUAC
Molecule: messenger RNA, 2353 nt
Organism: Phoenix dactylifera (date palm)
Lineage: Eukaryota; Viridiplantae; Streptophyta; Magnoliopsida; Arecales; Arecaceae
Source: RefSeq, a predicted model, not a curated record